AUGGCAACACAAAUUGUGGACAGCCUAGAGCCGCGAUUUUCUCUCCCGUUGAGCACACCUCUAUCGAGCAAAACGAAACUAGCCAUCGGCGGACUUCAAAUCUACGUCUAUGGACUACAAGAAGCCAACCGUGAACCCAAUGGCGAAGUGGCCGUUUUGUAUAUGGCACACAACCGAACUCGCACCUAUCGCGUCAUGGAAGACAUGGCCCAUGAGAUCUUGCAUCGGUAUCAAACAGACAAGACCCCAGGCAGAUCAAUUAGCUUGAUUGCCGUGACGAUGAACAUGAGGAACCACGGAGACCGCGAGGUUGAUCCACAGGCAAACCGAGCUUGGAAAGACGGGAAUGAAAACCAUGCGAUGGAUUUGAUCUCAAUGAUUUCUGGAGCUGCACAGGAUUUCAAGCUGGUGGUCGAUUAUCUCCCUUGCUAUCUAUCCCAAUUCACCCGGUUCUACAACAUCAUGGCCGGUGUGUCUCUCGGAGCUCACACUGCUUGGCGGAUUGCCUCACUGGCUUCUCCGGGGCAGUUUUACGCCUAUACAAUGGUAGUCGGCUGUCCAAACUUGACCGAUCUACUGCUCAGUCGGUUAGGCGUUGAUCCCGGACCACACAAGCAAAAUAUCGAUAUUCUGUAUCAGCAAAUGACUUUGGAGCAACAACGGCGCUGGCCACGCUCUCUAGCGGAAAUCGUUCAUCGAGACGAUUGCAAAGUCGCAAAAGAUUUCCCUACAGACGUGCCUUUGCUUUUGUGCAAUGGACUGCACGACAAGCUGGUCCCUGCAAAGUAUACGGCAGCAUGGGUGGAGGAAAGGCGAAGAAAGAGUGACCAGCAUGUAACAUUCUUUGUGCAGGAGAAUACGGGCCACAGCUGCACUAAGGAGAUGGUUGCGAUGAUAGCUGUGUGGCUACGAGAUAUUCUCCCCGUUCACUCUCCUCGGCCAUUCUUGUAG
Molecule: messenger RNA, 951 nt
Organism: Penicillium lagena
Lineage: Eukaryota; Fungi; Ascomycota; Eurotiomycetes; Eurotiales; Aspergillaceae
Product: alpha/beta fold hydrolase
Exons: 3
Coding region: 1-951 (316 amino acids)
Source: RefSeq, a predicted model, not a curated record